This is a messenger RNA of Neofelis nebulosa (Clouded leopard), 5300 nucleotides long. RefSeq names its product transient receptor potential cation channel subfamily C member 5 (gene TRPC5). Lineage: Eukaryota; Metazoa; Chordata; Mammalia; Carnivora; Felidae. Gene Ontology annotation, biological process: calcium ion transmembrane transport; manganese ion transport; regulation of cytosolic calcium ion concentration. The transcript has 12 exons. Gene Ontology annotation, molecular function: inositol 1,4,5 trisphosphate binding; protein binding; store-operated calcium channel activity. Gene Ontology annotation, cellular component: membrane; cation channel complex. The record is from RefSeq and is a predicted model, not a curated record. Bases 1110 to 4034 code for a protein of 974 amino acids.
ACACACACACACACACACACACACACACACACACAUACACGCACACCCCUCAACCGCGACGGGUUCUCCGCAGCUCGCAGACACCCUAAGGGAGGGAGAAAGAGAGAACGGGAGCAUAGGGAAGCCGGGAGCAGAUAGAAGGGAGAAGGAAGAGCUCAGGGUUGGACAUUUUUGGAGCUAGGGGUGGGGAGGAGAAAGGGAGCGUACCUCCUCGAUUUUCCCCUCCCCACCCCUCUCUGCUUUUCUCUCCCCUUCGUUGUAUAGCAUUUUCCAGAAGCGGCAGCGGAAGGGGACAGAACCCUUUAGAAAGAUUUGGAGGGGUGGCCGGGUCUCCCGCCAGCCGCUACCUGGCAGCCGGAGCUGGGGUGUGCGUCUGUGCAUGUCAGAGUGUAAAUGCGGUUCUCUCUGUGUGCCUCGCUCUCCCUGUCUCGCUCUCCCUGUCUCUUCUCUCUUUCUCUCUCUCUCCCUCACACUCCCGUGCCGGCUCCCCUUGUCCGUUUCCCCGUGUCAGUUUCUUCCCCUGCUCCUGCUGUGCGGCUGGCGGCGUGAAGGGCGUGCGUGCCCUCGGAGCGGCCCAGGUGGGGUCAGACAGCGGGGAGAAGCGAGAGAGCACACGGCAGGGGGCGGGUGGCGCCAAGAGUUUGGGGGCGCUGACGGAGGCGGAAGGUGAGGAGGGCCGGCCGGCCACAGGGAAGUUUGGGGAUAACUGAGGAGCGAAGGGAGAAAAACCAAGGUAGGACCGGCACUUGCGCCUCUCGCCGCACCCCGCCCCUUUCCCGGUGCUGCUCUGCCCACCGCUGGGCAGCCUCCAGGCCCGGGGCUGUCCCGGGCGGCUGCUGUUUGCGCGCCGCCGCAGGUCGGAGACCGAGUCCGGUAAGGCGGCCGCACCGCGCGCCUUGGCUCGCGGACACCAGACGACGCAGAUCCGAACAGACCGCUCGGCCCGGGAAAAGGAAACAGAUAUAGAGAAGAGGUAAAUGUGACUAGUUCAAGUUCAUACUUCAAUUAGCAGAAGAGCUGACACUAGAAUCCAAGUCUCCUAAUUCCCAGGACACUAUUCUUCAACCUGCACCAUUUUACACAUACAGGUUGCUAAGUUGCUAUGAACCAUGGCCCAACUGUACUACAAAAAAGUCAACUACUCACCUUACAGAGACCGUAUCCCCCUGCAAAUCGUGAGGGCUGAGACAGAGCUCUCUGCAGAAGAGAAGGCGUUCCUCAAUGCUGUGGAGAAGGGGGACUAUGCCACCGUGAAGCAGGCCCUACAGGAGGCUGAGAUCUACUACAACGUCAACAUCAACUGCAUGGAUCCUCUGGGCCGGAGCGCCCUGCUCAUUGCCAUUGAGAAUGAGAAUUUGGAGAUCAUGGAGCUACUGCUGAACCACAGCGUGUAUGUAGGCGAUGCAUUGCUCUACGCCAUCCGCAAGGAGGUGGUGGGCGCUGUAGAGCUUCUGCUCAGCUACAGGCGGCCCAGUGGAGAGAAGCAGGUUCCCACUCUGAUGAUGGAUACCCAGUUCUCUGAGUUCACACCGGACAUCACUCCCAUCAUGCUGGCCGCCCACACCAACAACUAUGAAAUCAUCAAACUGCUUGUUCAAAAACGGGUCACUAUCCCACGGCCCCACCAGAUCCGCUGCAACUGUGUCGAGUGUGUGUCCAGUUCAGAGGUAGACAGUCUGCGCCACUCCCGCUCCCGUCUGAACAUCUAUAAAGCGCUAGCAAGCCCCUCACUCAUUGCCUUAUCAAGCGAGGACCCCAUCCUAACUGCCUUCCGUCUGGGCUGGGAGCUCAAAGAGCUCAGCAAGGUGGAGAAUGAGUUCAAGGCGGAGUAUGAGGAACUCUCCCAGCAGUGCAAGCUCUUUGCCAAAGACCUGCUGGACCAAGCUCGGAGCUCCCGGGAACUGGAGAUCAUCCUCAACCAUCGAGAUGACCACAGUGAAGAGCUUGACCCUCAGAAGUACCAUGACCUGGCCAAGCUGAAGGUGGCAAUCAAAUACCACCAGAAAGAGUUUGUUGCUCAGCCUAAUUGCCAACAGUUACUUGCCACUCUGUGGUAUGACGGCUUCCCUGGAUGGCGACGGAAACACUGGGUAGUCAAGCUUCUUACCUGCAUGACCAUUGGAUUCCUCUUUCCCAUGCUGUCUAUAGCUUAUCUGAUCUCACCCAGGAGCAACCUUGGGCUGUUCAUCAAGAAACCCUUUAUCAAGUUUAUUUGCCACACAGCAUCAUAUCUGACCUUCCUCUUCAUGCUUCUCCUGGCUUCUCAGCACAUUGUCAGGACAGACCUUCAUGUACAGGGGCCUCCCCCAACAGUUGUGGAAUGGAUGAUAUUGCCUUGGGUUCUCGGUUUCAUUUGGGGGGAGAUUAAGGAAAUGUGGGAUGGUGGAUUUACCGAAUACAUCCAUGACUGGUGGAACCUAAUGGAUUUUGCAAUGAACUCACUCUACCUGGCAACCAUUUCCUUGAAGAUUGUGGCCUAUGUAAAGUAUAAUGGUUCUCGUCCAAGGGAAGAAUGGGAAAUGUGGCACCCGACUCUGAUUGCGGAAGCACUGUUUGCAAUAUCCAACAUUUUAAGUUCGUUGCGUCUCAUAUCCCUGUUCACAGCCAACUCCCACUUGGGGCCUCUGCAGAUCUCUUUGGGGCGCAUGCUGCUUGAUAUCCUCAAAUUCCUCUUUAUCUACUGCCUGGUACUGCUGGCUUUUGCCAACGGACUGAACCAGCUUUACUUUUACUAUGAGACCAGAGCGAUCGAUGAACCAAACAACUGCAAGGGAAUCCGAUGUGAGAAACAGAAUAAUGCCUUCUCCACGCUGUUUGAAACCCUUCAGUCGCUCUUCUGGUCUGUAUUUGGCCUUCUAAAUCUCUAUGUUACCAAUGUGAAAGCCAGACAUGAGUUCACAGAGUUUGUGGGAGCUACCAUGUUUGGGACAUACAACGUCAUCUCCCUGGUGGUGCUGCUGAACAUGCUGAUUGCCAUGAUGAACAACUCUUACCAGCUUAUUGCCGAUCAUGCCGAUAUUGAGUGGAAAUUUGCAAGGACAAAGCUUUGGAUGAGUUACUUUGAUGAAGGCGGCACCUUGCCACCUCCUUUCAAUAUCAUCCCCAGUCCCAAGUCAUUUCUCUACCUUGGUAACUGGUUCAACAACACCUUCUGCCCCAAAAGAGACCCUGAUGGGAGACGGAGGAGGCACAACUUGAGAAGCUUCACAGAACGCCAUGCUGACAGCCUGAUACAGAAUCAACAUUACCAGGAAGUUAUCAGGAAUUUAGUCAAAAGAUACGUGGCCGCUAUGAUAAGAAAUUCCAAAACGAACGAGGGACUGACAGAAGAAAAUUUUAAGGAAUUAAAGCAGGACAUCUCCAGCUUUCGAUAUGAAGUACUCGACCUCUUAGGAAAUAGGAAACACUCAAGGAGAAGCUUUUCCGCAAGCAGCACCGAACUGUCCCAGAGGGAUGAUACCAAUGAUGGCAGUGGUGGGGCUCGGGCCAAAUCCAAGAGUGUCUCUUUCAAUUUAGGCUGCAAGAAAAAGGCCUGCCACGGGCCACCUCUCAUCAGAACCAUGCCAAGAGCCGGCGGUGCCCAAGGGAAGUCAAAAGCCGAGUCAUCAAGCAAACGCUCCUUCAUGGGUCCUUCUCUCAAGAAACUCGGUCUCCUAUUCUCCAAGUUUAACGGUCAUAUGUCUGAACCCAGUUCAGAGCCAAUGUACACCAUUUCGGAUGGCAUCGCUCAGCAGCACUAUAUGUGGCAGGACAUCAGAUAUUCUCAGAUGGAGACCGGGAAAGCAGAGGCCUGCUCUCAAAGUGAAAUUAACCUCAGUGAGGUAGAAUUAGGGGAAGCCCAGGGCGCUGCUCAGAGCCGUGAAUGCCCUCUAGCCUGUUCCAGCUCUCUCCACUGUGCAUCCAGCAUCUGUUCCUCGAAUUCUAAACUUUUAGACUCCUCAGAGGACGUCUUUGAAACUUGGGGAGAGGCUUGCGACCUGCUCAUGCACAAAUGGGGUGACGGACAGGAAGAACAAGUUACAACUCGGCUCUAAGUCAGACCCCUACCACCUGUUCUGGAACUCAAGAGAAACUUUGCAAUUUCCUUGCUCUCAAAGGUGACAUGGCGUACGACUCCCUCAUUGCCCUGAGCCACCCCAGCCCCACCCCUCCCCCACCCCUCCCCCACCGCCCCCCCAGAAAGGGGAGUGAAACUCCUAUUAUUUUCACUGUCUUUUAUAGCCACAUUUUCCAUGUUCCGUUCUUGUGAUUAUGAUUCUCAUUACUGCUAUUAUUUGCCUUUUUAUACCUAUUAACACUAAGUCCAUUUCACAACCAACUGAAGGGGUGUUUGCCCCUGGUCAGCAGAGGUGCAGUGGGUGCUUAACCCCUUGGCUUUGCUUUUCUUACCCUUGCUUCCUUGAAGCUCCAGGUGCCACUUUGCUACUGUUGCUGCCGCUCAGAUUCCUGACCUUCCUCAGGGUCUCACCGCAUUUCCCCACGAGACUGAGGGAGGUGCUCAGCAGUCCCCACCAGCUAUCAAAUAAGGCAAAGCAACCUGCCUGUCUCCGUCGCCCUUCAGUGCUCCACGCUGCCCAUUCUGGUCCAAUGAACAGCAUCAAAGGGAGACUGAACAGACUCCAAAGAAUUGUCAGCUUGUGGUUUCUAGGUAUAACUGGCCUUCUUGUUGUUUUUGUUUUUAAACAUGACAACUUCUGUGCUCGCUUCGGCUGCACACACACUUAAACACGACAACUUCUCCUGAUCGUGGGGGCGGUUGGCUUCUUUGGUUUCUUAAAGAUGUGCUAGUUGCCCUAAUAUUUACCACGUAGUAUGUGUCAUAUCUAAUAAGUUAGUGAAUUCCUUUCUUGUGUUUGUGUGUUUCCGUUCCUUACGGCAUUUUAAAAUGCGACAGUAUCGAGAUUAGUAUUUAGGAUGUGUCCUGUUUUUAAAAAACUUCUGCACUCUAACCAGUAGCCACUACAUCUCAGAGGUUGGCAAGAAAAAUAAUUAGCUGGUACAUUCAUAGGGUCCUAUCUACUGUGGAUAGUUUUAAUCAUUGCUAUCGAAAGCAUUUCUAAGGUAAAAGUCUGGGUUUGAAAAUGUUUUUUAAUCAGAAAGAUAACCUCUUGUUAAGGUGUUCAAAUCUGAAAAGAGCAUCUUCGUGAAAAAACAAUUCACAAUUCAAUUGGGUCUAGAUAACCUGAUUCAGGUUGCAGUUUGAAUAUUCAUGGGGGACAGUGAAAUUGCAUGUGUAAACUUAUGUUAGACAUAUAACGUGACCUUAGUGAAUUCAUGGAACUAUAAACGUGAUCCGAAUU